Molecule: messenger RNA, 2142 nt
Organism: Pieris napi
Lineage: Eukaryota; Metazoa; Arthropoda; Insecta; Lepidoptera; Pieridae
Gene: HP5
Product: protein starmaker
Exons: 11
Coding region: 175-1809 (544 amino acids)
Source: RefSeq, a predicted model, not a curated record
UUUUACUUUGUAGUUUGUUGUUUAUGGAGCAUUUUUAUUUUGUGUGAUUUCGUGAGUGACGCUUUCUCGUUAAAUUAAAAUAAUCGCGUUCUAAUUUACUAUCAAGUUUAUGUUUAAAUAUUGUGUGGAUUUCGCUGAGGUUUUAAAUAAAAAGGAAGGAUCUAUUCAUAAACCAUGAGUAAUAUUGUAACGCGGAAAGGGCCCAUAGGGGACGAUAGUAAGAAGCACGCAGAUAGUCCUGUAAAAGAUAUGAAAAAGAAAAUGGCUGUUAAUGCUGAAAAAGAAAAACUGGCAGCUGAAAAAGAAAAACUGGCAGCCGAAAAAAGCGCAGAAAAGAAUACGAAAGCAGCAGAGAAAUCCAGCCAAAGUGACAAAGAGAAAGUUAGCAAAAAGGAUAAAAGUGUAGACAAAAUAGUGGACAAAGCAGACGCAAAAGAUAAAUCUACAGAUAAAAUUGUAGAGAAGAAAGAAAAACCUACAGAGAAACCUGUAGACAAAAAGGAUAAACCUACUGAGAAAAGUACCGAGAAAGUUGUAGAAAAGAAGACGGAUAAAGUAGAGAAGAAAGAGGAAUCAGCAGAAAAAACUGACAAGAAGGAGCCUGUUGAGAAGAAAGAAGCCCCGGUGGCUCAGGUUGAGAAAACGAAAGAAGAUGCUAAAGAGAAUGGAAAGUCGGAGACCCCAGACAAAAAGAAGGAUUCCAAAGCUAAACAGAACGGUGCACGAGUUAACGGGGAACCGGUUGAUGGUGUUAGUUCGGAGGAAGAAGAUGACCAGAUGUUCCCAGAACUGGCAUAUGAGGACUCUGAUAUCGAGUGCUUCGAACCUCCGACUCCUGAGGGACCCAGUCGAAGUUAUACUCGCAGAUCACAGGUGAAAACGAGUCGUACGCCUGAAACGCCGCGCCCCGCGUCCGUGAAACAAGGGGACAAGGAUUACGUGCCUGAAGAAUCAAAGGAGACGAAAUUGCUAAAACUCAAAGAUGACGUCUCUGAUCGUAAACUGCGUUCGUCGGAUUCUCCAAAAAGACAAGACAAAACAGAGAAGGCAGAGGCUAAACAAGACAAAAAUGACAGUGUGUGCGACAAGGAUGACAAGAAUGACAAUAAGAUUGAUGAAAAAAUUGAAAUCUCUAUCGAGGUGGAAAGUGAGGAAGGCGCGCGCAAGCCGGACACGAAUUACUCCAAGUCGCGCGUCAAGGUGUCGCCCUAUCGCCGUAGCAUGCGUCUCACCGCACCCGCUGACGUCACGCAGACUUCGCUGCUCGCCAACUAUACUGGUAACAACACAACGAUGGAAAUGGACAUAACAGAGCCGUCUCUGAUGAUUGAGGAGCCCUCGACAUCUGAGAGUCCGUACUUGAGUGGUCUACGCAACAUUCGCGGGAGGAGGUCGUACAAACCACUCAAGGAGAUGACUCUGAGGAACAUAGGUGUUAAUACCAGCAUCCGGUCUACUAGUAGUGCUUCAGUUUCAGAAACUCGUCCCACAGGUACUGUGGUAGGUCGUAAGAGGAAGCCGGACGCGGAAGAAGCGCAAGAGGCCCACGAGGCACGGGGCAAACGUGCCAGACUACUGGAACGUUUGGGAGGGUUCACUAGACCUUUCCGCUUUACGACGUCCGCUUCGGAAAGGCUUUGCGUUGAGAGUACCGCUGAGAUUGUUGGUAUAAACACGGAUCUGCCACUGUCAGCGCCGGUGAUAGCGGCCGAGACCUUCGAUCCUGAGUCCCUCAAACACUCCACUUCGCUCCCGGCUGCGCCUGCGCCUGCACAAGCGCACAGGGACAAACGAUGUGCUAUUAUGUAACAACUAUCGCCUGCGCAGGUUAAAAGGAGAUUGUUUAAUGAUUAAUGAUAAAAAAAUUGCCUUUAAUAUUAGUAAUAAUAUGGACUUUGGUAAAUCGGUUAUAAAUCGAAUUGAUUACAUUUUGACGGGUUUGAUUCUCGAAAUAUAUUUUCAAUAUUUUUUAUGUCUAAAGUGUCCCAUGUCCUACAUAUGAAAGCUUUGUAAUAAUAGUCUUAUGUCCGGGUUAUAUCCAAAAUGCAUUUACAUUACACUCAAAAAAAAAGUAAACCAGAAAUGUCGGUUCACAAACUAGCAACUCCUUUGGUUUAUCUGUACAUUCUUAACCUUACGUUA